AUGCGGAAAUUUUGUGCGUUGUGUGUGUAUAAACAAUUACGUAAAUAAGAGUAAAACAUAAGAUGGGAAAAAAAAAGAACUUGAAAACUGUUAACAUUCAUUGCCGUCGAUUAUUUGUUGUACGCUUAAUUAACUGAACAAAGCGACUUUGCAAAAAACCAAAAAAAAAAAGUAGAAGCAGUUUCAUAUCCGUACACAGAUGCUAGCGAAGCGUAUAUGAAUGAACAUAUUUGCGAGAUUAUCUUAGCUUGUGCUUAUAUUCCGUACCUAGUACUACUACUACUACUACUACUACGACUAUGCGCGCAAACGAGGACCCAUACAAAUACGUGAUGACAAUAUGAAAACCAAGCAUAAUAGUUGCAUUAGUGCUGCUGCUGUUGCUACCGAGGCUGGUGAAAAAAUGAAAUCCGUAAUAUUUUAUCCUUAUGGGCCGUUAACGGGACUCGGAUGUUUUCCCAAAUUACAUGCUAAAAACUUAGCCGCGUCAAGCGCAAUAUACACAAUUAACAUAUCGCUGUUAAUUGUGUUAAUUUAUUCCUGGCGUAUAAAUGUUAAUAAAGCAAGCUCCAGCGAUUUGGAAGAUGUCUAUUAUGGGGUACAGAUAGCGUAUUGUGCUAUAAUAGGGACGCAAAUGUCAAUAAUCGUUUUGAGUGUGAUGUUAAUGUUUGGCAUUUAUAAGGAAAAUCCUGGUUUAAUUGUACCUUGGAUUAUUGGGUAUAUUACCUUAAUGGCAUUAGAAGCAGUGGCCAUGGUUUACUCAAAUGUAUUGCGUGAUCACGUUAACAAGCAAUUUGAUGCUAUGUGUAAACUCGAAGUGGCCUUUUUUAUAACACGCGCUUUUAUAAACGUUCUUGUCAUGUGGGGCGUUUUGCGUUUUUACAAUUUGCUGCGCUCUGGCAUUACUUGGAGGGGUCCCGAGGCUAAAACCGCUACCACCACAUUUACAACGCAACCAAUCAUAUAUAAUGAAUGUCAAAACGGCAAUCGUUGUCGCUACAGCUCAAGUUCCGAAUCUCUAUCUCCGGUGGAAUGUUGCGAUUUUUUUAAUUUCGACAACGCAGACGAUGAUUAUGUUUAUGAGGACGAUGAAGAUUAUUAUGAACAAUAUUUUGAUAAAGAUAACGAAUCGAGAGAUGGAGAGGACAAUGUUUGCUCGAUGUAUGAAGCCUCUUCAAGUUGUGAACUCAACGAUCGUAACUGCGCCCGUCCUUUAUUGGCUAACAGCAAACGUUAUAAGAAAUAUAAAAUCAAUCAUAUGCAAGCACGUUUGGAAGUUAUUAACGAGUCAGAGCAUAGCGCUGCUGACAGCGGAAGCGAAGAAAAUGAUACGUUAUUGACGCUUCGCGAUAACAGUGCGUCCUUACCGUCCGUUUGACAUUGGCCAGAUUGCAUUAGAAAUGCAAAAGAAACCCAUCCAAAAAUUUAUUGUGCCCAAUGUGUAUUGCACGAACUACGUCUUCAUCAGCACUCGCAUAACCAAUUUUAUAGCCAGCAUUAUAAUAAACGCCGUCAUCCAUUCCGUCAUCUUUACUGCUGUGUAAAUGUUUUAUUAGUGACAAUAUUGGUAGCGAUAGAAAUUUAUGCACAAAUAGUAAUUUUUCUUUAAAUGUUGUUAAGCUGAAAUUUUUAGGGAAUAAAAAUCACCUCAUAGCGCCCAUCUUUCGCAUCAAUUCGUGAUCUCUACCAUUCGAAAAUCUUCACAUAUCGAGAACAAUAGACCAAUAACGCGCACUCGUCAUAGCAAACGAAGGCCUUAAACGGUUAUACACUUGCUUAAUAUGAAGGUUUGAAAUAUUAGUUUGGGGAAAAAGAAAUCCAUUAUUUUUA
Molecule: messenger RNA, 1830 nt
Organism: Glossina fuscipes
Lineage: Eukaryota; Metazoa; Arthropoda; Insecta; Diptera; Glossinidae
Exons: 9
Coding region: 341-1378 (345 amino acids)
Source: RefSeq, a predicted model, not a curated record